Molecule: messenger RNA, 1263 nt
Organism: Zingiber officinale
Lineage: Eukaryota; Viridiplantae; Streptophyta; Magnoliopsida; Zingiberales; Zingiberaceae
Product: cell number regulator 5-like
Exons: 5
Coding region: 167-988 (273 amino acids)
Source: RefSeq, a predicted model, not a curated record
UCGCCGUGGGCUUUUCAAUGGUGGCGGCUUGCUUUUGCUUGGCGGAGGAAAGGAAAAGGAACGGCGAGGAGGAAAAGGAGCGGCGAAAAGGUUGUUAGGUUCAGGCCUUCGAUUUUCGUCGCAGUCGACGCGAGAAGGGGAAGAAUCGACGACGCGUGCCGUAGCGAUGGGAUCGGUUGGGGUGCUGACGGCGGCGGCGGACCAGAAGCUGGCGGUGGCGGAGACAGAGGAAGAGGAGGUUGAACAAGGGAGGGAGAUACACGCGGUGCUGGAUUUCGACAUGCUUUGUGCCACCGUCGCCCUCCAGACGCAGGGGUUCUCCGCGGGGAGGACGCGCUGGAAAGAGUCGGCGGCGGAAGAGGCCGAGGAGGAAGGCCUGAAGUUUGGGGGCGUGCAGAGGAUGUGGGAGGGCGACGUCAUGGAUUGCUUCGACGACCGGCGAAUCGCCAUCGAGGCCGCAUGUUUCCCAUGUUAUAGAUUUGGGAAGAACAUGCAGAGGGCCAACUUAGGGUCUUUGUUUCUUCAGGCCGCGGUGCAUUGUAUCUUUAUACUAGCUGCAUUGGUCAAUUUCAUUGCAUUCGGUAUCACCAACCAGUAUAUCUAUGUAUUUAUGGGAAUUGCUUCUAGCAUCUCAGCAGGGCUGUACUUGAGUUACUUUCGUAUCAAGAUAAAGAGGCAAUUUAACAUAAGAGGAAGUGACUCUCUAGAUGAUUGUGUCAACCAUCUCAUCUGCCCCUGUUGUACAUUGUCCCAGGAAUCAAGAACGUUGGAAAUGAACAAUGUUCAGAAUGGUGUAUGGCAUGGUAGAGGCGACACAAUAUGCUUAGUGAGCAGCGGUGAAGGAAGCAACGCAUUCCCAGGUAUCUCGAAGCCGCCUCUCCAUUGCAGCAUGGAGAGGGUAUCAGCCGGCAGCCAGCAUUCGUGGAACACAGACACAACUCAAUCCGAACAGCUAGUCCCGCCCGACCAAUUCGGUCAGAAUGGCUGAAGUACAAGCUAGUGCUGCCUCACAAAGUGAUCAGCAAUGGAACAGGUGAAUCAUUCUUUUCGAUAAGUCGAGUAUCUAAAAGAGGAGAAAGAAGCAGCUUGUCAGUGUAGUUUCAUCGACGAUGCAAAAAUAGUCGGAAAAUAUUGCAGGAAAGUGUAAAUGCUUAAUAGUAGUGAUUUCUUAGAGGUUUUCAUAAAUUAAGAUUUAAAUUUUAAACAAAAUAAAUAUUUUAAAAGUCGGUUUUUGAAUGUGUAUAAAUUUUUAUUUUAAAUUUA